CUAUAAAGCGUUAUGAUAAAACAUUUACGAAAUUCCGUGGCAUUAAAUUCAUAAAAGGCAUCACAAAAUCCACAAACCGCUUGUUUAGCUUACAGGUAAAAGCUCUCGAGUAACGGGGCUCUUCUUUUUUGUUAAAAAAAAUAAAUUUUUAUUUAUUUUGUAUCGCCGAGAAAACUCCCCCAUUACACCCCAUCCAGGAAGUAAACGGAGCGAACUUUUCCUUCUUCAGGUGGAGGGGCUUUUCCAUCUCGCUCGCAAUGUACCGCUAGCCGGCAGAGAAAGGGUAGAACAGACGAACAGGUUCUUACUGGCCACUUAUUUAUGUUUGUUUGUUUGUCACCGUAUGCACAGCAUAGUACGCAGACUUUGGCAUGCCUUCCGAAAACAAUCCCACUCGCCCGGGGCGGCCAGUAGGGUGGGUCGACCAAACGUUGGCGGUUCCAACGGCCCCGGUGGGCCGGACGAUCGCCACAAUCGUCCAACAUGCUGCUGCGGGCGGUGGGACUACUGCUUUUAUCGAGCCUCGUGGCGCGAUUGGAUGGGCGGUUUUUGGAAGUGAGCAAGCCGCCACCCGGAACCGUGGCGAUUGUGCCAACCGAGGACGAUGGCGAAAGUGUGCUGCACGGUCCGCUGUUUCACGAUCUGCAGCAGCUCGACCGCGAAAAAGGCAAGUACUCCAAGACCGUGGUCCACGUCGAGCGAUCGGUGAUAAGCGAGCAGCAGUCUAAUCGGUAGCGGUGGUUAUUGUUUCUUCUUUCCCUCUCCCUUUUUUAUUGUUUUUUUUCGGAUUGCAGCCAGUGAGAUGAUCUCGGUGAAACUGUUCAAUCAGUUCCACUCGAGAACGUUCGAUGUCGCCGAUGAGCUGGAGGGAAACGGUAGCAGAGAACUCGACGCCGAUCGGCCAUUACCUGAGGCUCGCGAUACUGUGGAUGACAGACGGAACGAGUUCGGGAUGGGUUACGCGCAUCCGGUGCCACCGGUCGGGUCGAUCGAUGCGAUCGAGCUGAAGGGAAAUGGGAUAGAGCAGGACCUGGCCCUACCGGACCCGAUCGCCGACGUACGCUUGCUGGACGGUUGGGCACAGCCGGACAGUCGGGAGGCAUCUGAGCACCGUUUGGCAGAGGACAGUUCCAUCGCUGGAGCACGGCAGGGUAAAAGAAAUUCGCUGACCACCACCACGACCACCACUAGCACGACCACGAGAACGACUACCGUGCGGAAGGUACGUCGACGCAAGACACGCCAGCAAACGAUCACCAGCACCAGCAGUAGUCCCAGGCCUCCCAGCACCACCAGGCGCACGGCAAGAACUACCGCACCGCCAUCGAGCAGGUUGACCACAACAAGCACAACAAGUCAUAGACCGCCUCGCCCGAAGCUGGACAUCACCAGGCUCAAUCUUGACCAUCUGGAAGACGAUCUCCUACUGUCCUAUGCCGCCCGAGCAUCUCCCCAGGCUCUCGCACUUGCCGCCGGUACAAUUCCACCGCCAGUCCGCCUACUACCCAGAAGCAUCCGGCAGGAGGAAGCGGAAACGAAAGCGGUCCCUGUCCCGUCCUGUGGCUGUCAGCGGACAUACCGACCUCAGCACAGCAAGCGAUCGCUCGCCAACCAUAUCUACUCGUCGGAGGAAACGAUCGAUCGGCGCGGUGACUACGACGAGUACGACGACUACGAGGACUAUGGCGAGCUGAAGUUACCGCCAGCGCCUGCACGACCACUGCUACUGCCUGCCAUGUCCCGGCUGCUGGCACCACCGGCGGUCGGUUCCGGCGAGCAUCCCGAGAGCAGUGUCGAGCGGGCGGAGAAGGUACAUGGGACACUGGAACGGUUGAUGGGCAUUGUGACCAUCUUUUCGCACGUGGACGAGUUUAUACAGCGCAAAACGAAGCAAUCGAUCCGCCGGCUGGCACGGUUGUACGAGAGUGAGGAGUUGGAUUAGGAGGAGGAGGAGGAUAAGGAGUAGUGCAAUGGGACGGGGGGUUUGUAAAUAGGUAAUUCUCUAGAAGUACUUUAGAAGAGCGAGAAGGUGCAAGUUUUGCUAGAAUAAAGUUCUAUUUGGUGAUAGUUUUUAAUGGAUUUAAAUGUUACAAAAAGAUGUUUUAAAGUGUAUUUUUUAUUUCCGUUGUUGUUGACGUCUAAUACAUAUCUGCAACGUAACAGCUUCAUGCAUCAAUGCUUACGCAAAGCUACAUUGCGCGCUUGCCUUGCGCACGGGCAGCAUUGCUCAUGGCUACAAAGCGCACAUUAACUUGUGCGCGUUACUUCCUAUUGUUAAAGCUAAUGUUUCCCCUGUUGACAUACGCAAUGGACGCUGGGGCUGCAGGGAGGCGGGAUGGGGUGGGGGAGGAGUGUUUUCAUAAACCUAUGACUAACACAAACACUUUAAAUUCCACCAGCGUCAUCUUUUCGCUGUCGUGAAGAUAGCGAGCAACAGAUAACAUGCCGAUAAACGUGGAUACAUUUUAGGUAGGUUGCAUCUGCACCCCCUCUUCGCUCACCCCUGCACAUGAGAACUUCUCUGUGCUGAGACGCAGCUGAGACUGGUUUCUGACGUGUGACCCACAAUAAUUAGUGGCCACAACCACAACCAUUGUUAGAUGCGCGCCUCAAACUCCUCCACCAUUGAAACAUGAAAUUGCUUGCGCUGAGAGGUCGUUCUGUACACUGCGUACACACGCUGUGCGUGCGCGCGCGCGCAUCCAUGGCCUACUCGGGCGGCGGGAAACGCAUGUUUCGGAAGUUGCUUGUGUGCUCGAUUUGGCACCCCCGUCGUAAUUGGCUACCAUCGAUCAGAUGAUCGGUGGAAAACGCUUCGAUUUGCAAAUAUGCGUAUGCGUCACGUACACAGUACCAAAAACACAAAAAAAAAAACAAAAUUAAACCUAACCUAGGUUUCUGGUGCAGUUUUGUCAAGGUGUUGGCUUUCCCGAAAUGGCAAUCAUUGCGUAUUGGCGCAGGAGUUAAAAAGAGCACGAUGCAGUUCGUUGCGUACGCGCCGCGUACUAAUGAUGCUGAGCGAAGCAAUAUACUGGACAUCAGGCGCGCGCGCGACGCAAGCAUUCCUGCGAAAUCAUCCGAUUUCCUGGGAACAAGUUUUUUUGCACAUUUUGGCAAAAAAUUAAAGCCACGGUUCCGGGAUUUUGCUGGAAUCGGGUACGGUUUACAGUUUGAUAACCUUUUCUCUCCCGAUUGCCGAUGUCAGCAAGGCGUCGGUGCCGAAGAGGAGGAAUCAGGGGAGAUACGGCUCAGGGGCACAUCCAGGGGCCUGUGCGAUCGUUGCAUUUUUCUAAAAAUGUUCCACGCGGUGGAAUCAAUCGAUCACUCCUCACCUUGGAUGCGAUCCACGCUAUUUGCCAUCAUGAAAAUAGGACUCCAACUUUUGUAGAACACUCAUUUGUAUUGUUGUUGUUUUUUUUAACGUAUUUUUAUUUUAACAAAUUUGUACCUUUCGCCGCGUCCGCCCAAACCCCCCAUCGGGGUCAGCGAGUGAGUGGCGGCCCUUAGUUCUUUGGCUUCAGCUCGUUGGCCGUCUUG
Molecule: messenger RNA, 3537 nt
Organism: Anopheles coluzzii
Lineage: Eukaryota; Metazoa; Arthropoda; Insecta; Diptera; Culicidae
Exons: 2
Coding region: 803-1942 (379 amino acids)
Source: RefSeq, a predicted model, not a curated record